ACUGAGGACCACAGUAGAGGUCGGGACCUGCGACUAUUUCUGCACCGUAAGGAAUUAUCUCGGCAGAACGGAGUCCCCAGCUCAACGCAUCGAUGUCCAGUACGCUCCCAUCAAUGUGAGGAUCACAGCUCCAACAGCCCCUCCUGCUGGUGAAAACAUCACACUGCGGUGUGGAUCACAGGCCAACCCUGUAGUGAACACUUACAGCUGGAGAAAGCUCUGUGGCUCUCAGUCUACAGAUCUGCGGAGAGAUGGUGUGGAAUACAGACUGAGGGCCACAGUAGAGGUCGGGACCUGCGACUAUUUCUGCACCGCGAGGAAUUACCUCGGUAGAACGGAGUCCCCAGCUCAACGCAUCGAUGUCCAGUAUGCCCCCAGGGAUGUGAGUGUCGUCUGGGAGGAGGACGGGGCGGUGGAAGGGGAGGAGGUGACUCUGCGCUGCGAGACAACGGGGAACCCUCCCCCUCGGGAAUACCACUGGAGGAGGGAGUGCUUCGGGAAGGAGGAGCAGCUAGAGGGACGGGAGUCGCAGCUGGUGACCAGUCUCCGCCUCGCCGACCAACGAUGCGAUUAUUACUGCUUGGCCGUCAACGACCUCGGCCAACAGGAGUCCGUUGCCAAACGUUUGCGGGUUGGGUGGAGUAAACAGAGGAAGAUAAUUGCGGGCGUGACGCCGAUCCUCGUCUUGCUCAUUCUAAUCAUACCGCUGGUCCUCUACAUCAGACACAGGAGGAAGAAGGUGGAUUCUAAGAGCGCCAUUAACACUGAUGCCACAAACGUCGUCUACAGUGUGGUGAAGAAAAUCAGGAAGCCGUGUAACAUGACCAUGUACGACAACGUGUGGCUGGCGGAUCACACACACGCGUGUCGCCCCGAGCCCCAAGUGACCGUCAGCUACUGGGACGGAGUCACACGCAACACGGGACAGACACGCCUGGAGACUGCGUGCGCUGUGCGGGAGCGGGAGCCAGCGGUCGUUUACAGCAAAGUCUGUGCGAGGAAUCGCAACACCGAGCCAGGGGGGAGUGAGGAUUAUGAGAAUGUUACCAGACUGUGGUGGCAGCAGGAGGGAGAGAGUGAAGGGGAGGGGGAAGAGUACAGCACCAUCACCCACCAUCUCUCCCCGACCUCCUAACGUCUGUCCUCCUCGCCCUCUGCUCCACAACACACCCUGUCUACCUGUCGCUCCA
Messenger RNA from Amblyraja radiata (thorny skate), 1190 nucleotides. Its product is annotated as B-cell receptor CD22-like. NCBI's taxonomy places the organism in Eukaryota, Metazoa, Chordata, Chondrichthyes, Rajiformes, Rajidae. The transcript is spliced from 8 exons. The annotation marks the transcript as partial. The record is from RefSeq and is a predicted model, not a curated record.